AUGACCGAUUCGACCAAGUUGAGUAUCGAGAAGGAGUACGAGUGGUCGGACACGGAGUCCAAGGAGGGCUUGGAGGCCUCCAACGUCACCGCCACGCCCGGCCAGCAGGUGCGGGCCGACUUUGAGGAGAUCAUGGACGACUUCCUCGGCCGCUUUGAGGUCCUUGGCGGCAAGAUGAAGCCCGUCAUGGCCGGCAACUCCCCCCUCGAUAAGCUCGACACCCUCCGCUCCGAGCUCCUCGGCCCCGCCGCACAGCCCGACUGCCACCUCGAACGCUGCGCCGUCAAGGAGCAGAUCCUCGCCAAACUCAAGGCCGACCAACGUGCCCACGACUCCCGGCUCGCAUUGCCCUCCCAGGCUGCCAUCAGGGAACAAUACACCACCCUUGAUUGGCACGAUCAACAGGACAAGUGGGACUGCCAAACCAUCCUGUCUACUUAUUCCGACCUGGAGAACCACCUGCAAGUCAUCAGGAUCAGGGACGCGAUCGGCGCCGCGGAGCGCAAGCCCCGGGACGAAGCCGUCGGGGCGCGCGUGGAGCCUGUGUGCGUGCAAGGAUUAGUCGCGCCACAACAAGAGCAGAUCACUAGCCAAAGCCUCGCCCCGCCGACCACCGAUGAGGAAGCUCACGUGCCGGCGGAGAUUUUCUGA
Messenger RNA from Puccinia triticina, 651 nucleotides. RefSeq lists its product as uncharacterized. The record is from RefSeq and is a predicted model, not a curated record. NCBI's taxonomy places the organism in Eukaryota, Fungi, Basidiomycota, Pucciniomycetes, Pucciniales, Pucciniaceae. Bases 1 to 651 code for a protein of 216 amino acids. The transcript has 3 exons.